Molecule: messenger RNA, 513 nt
Organism: Impatiens glandulifera
Lineage: Eukaryota; Viridiplantae; Streptophyta; Magnoliopsida; Ericales; Balsaminaceae
Exons: 1
Coding region: 1-513 (170 amino acids)
Source: RefSeq, a predicted model, not a curated record
AUGACUGACAGAUUUCAGAUGAGUAUGAUGGGGGAAAUGAGUUUCUUCCUAGGUCUGCAGGUUCGGCAAAUUGACACCGGAACAUUCAUCAGCCAACCCAAAUACACAGCCGAACUACUUAAAAAAUUUGGAAUGUACACUUGUGCCGAAGAGGCUACUCCAAUGAGCGAAUCAGUAAAACUGGAUAAAGACGAGGACGGUCAAGCGGUAGAUAUAACAGCAUACCGAGGAAUCAUCGGCUCACUCCUUUACCUAACAGCCAGCCGACCGGACAUUCUGUUCGAUGUUGGAGUAUGCAGAAGAUUCCAAGCCAAUCCAAAGCAAUCACAAUAUACCGCGGAUAAAAGGAUUCUGAAAUAUCUGAAAGGGACUCAAGACGUGGGUCUAUGGUAUCCAAAAGAUUCAAAUUUUAAUCUAAUAAGUUACUUUGAUCCAGACUAUGCAGGCUGCAAAAUUGACCGAAAGAGCACGAGCGGAACAUGCCAAUUUCUAGGAGACCGGCUCGUCUCCUGA